Camellia sinensis is the source of this 914-nucleotide messenger RNA. NCBI's taxonomy places the organism in Eukaryota, Viridiplantae, Streptophyta, Magnoliopsida, Ericales, Theaceae. The record is from RefSeq and is a predicted model, not a curated record.
GUCAUGGGUGGUAAUUCUAUUCAGGUAUUUAGUUUUUGAAUCAUGGAUGGUAGUUUUAUUCAUGCGUGAAUCACAACCUUAUUACUGUUUACACUUCCCAAGUUGGGUUCCUUGGCAUUUAAUUCUUGUUAUCUUUAAUUGGUUUGUCUGGCAAUGCAGUCGAGUGCUGCUAUUUAUACUUGCCAAGGUCAAUCACAAUCGCGUUUCAUCAUGGGUAGUAAUUCUAAUCAGGAUCAUGGUCUUGGUGUAAAUUUUUCUCAAUCACAACCUCGUUUCGUCAUGGGUAUUAAUUAUAAUAAGGAUCAUCGUCAUGAUAUCUACAUUUCUCCAUCUCAACCUCGACCUCAAGUUCUUAUGGGUGGUACAAGUGGUCCUCCUCUUACGUAUGGUACAUAUGAUGGAAAUAACACGCCUCAGUCAAUGCCUUCUGUGUAUCCCACUCACAGAUCUUUUCAGGGGUUGCUUCGAGGUACAAGUGUUGAAAACUUUGCAGUCCAUCUCUCGCAAGCGUCACAUAGUCUUGCUGACAGUCAUGUAGAUGGACAUCCCUGAGAAGUUUAUUUUAUCUUUAUUUGUUUUGGACAGAUGUAUUUUGUGUUGGACAGAUUUAUAAUGAUCUGGACAAAUUUAGACAGUUUUCUUUUAUUUUGGACAGAUUUGGUCUCAUGAAUGUUGGACAGAUUUGGUUGUGUUAUUUUGUGGUGCACAGGUUUAUAAUGUUGUUGACAAAUUUGGAAUGAUAUGGACAUCCUAUGGAUAGUUUGCUUUUAUUUUGGACAGAUUUGGUGUCAUGAAUGUUGGAUAGAUUUGGUUGUGUUAUUUUGUGUUGCACAAGUUUAUACUGUUCUAGACAUGUGUCGAAUAAUCUGGACAGAUUUGGACAGUUUUGGUUGUCUUAUUUUGUGUUGCACAGG